GUAGUUUUUUUUGUUUAUUAUAUAAACAAAUAAAAGAUAUUCAAUGAUCUAGGAUGACCACACAACCUUCGUUUUCGAUACUAUUUUCCCUUUGCCGCAUAGGCGUUUUCCUUUUUUCUAUUCCAUUUUCGUCGUCCAUAUUCCAUGCUAGACGCCCAACUCGGAACCUAAAAAAGACUAGAAAGGAAGUGAUAAACUUGAGUUUUUCCAUGUCGGUUAUUCAAUUCGAGAGUCUGAUCCAUUGAGAAUCAAGUUAAUCUGCACCCAUGUUUCUGCUCAGGUUACUCGCUAGAGAGAAAGUGGGCAAUAAAAUUGCAGUUCACUUUGAGGGUUAACUUAAUUUGAGAGAUUGAGAAUUGAAGUUCAGUUGAAUUGGGUUUCAAUUUAAACCAACGAUUUCUCAGUUCGUAUUUCUCCUUUUAGUUGCUUCAGUACGUAUAUAUACAGAAAGAGUACGCGAUAAGACUGAAUUCCAUUUUGUGGUUUUAAUUGAACUCAAUUCUAGCCAUUUAGGUGAAGUGUGUUCAAGUCCAUCGAUUUCUUUGUUGGUGUUGCUUCAAUCUUGGGUCAGAGAAUUAAAAUGGAUCUGACUGAAGAGAUCGAAAACGAAGGUGGCAUAUGGGCUUUGGAGCAGAAGAUCGAUCAGCCAAUGGACGAAGAGGCUGGUAGGCUCAAGAAUAUGUACAGAGAAAAGAAAUUCUCAGUUAUAUUACUUCUUCGUCUUGCAUUUCAAAGUCUUGGAGUUGUGUAUGGAGAUUUGGGAACUUCUCCUCUAUACGUAUUCUACAAUACAUUUCCUAAAGGAAUUGAUGAUACAGAGGAUGUUAUUGGGGCACUUUCCUUGAUCAUAUAUUCUCUUACUCUUGUUCCACUCAUUAAAUAUGUUUUCAUCGUCUGUCGUGCAAAUGACAAUGGUCAAGGGGGGACUUUUGCUCUUUACUCAUUAUUGUGUCGACAUGCAAAAGUUAAUACAAUUCCUAAUCAACAUCGAACUGAUGAAGAGUUGACAACUUAUAGUCGAAACACAAUUCAUAAGCAAUCAUUUGCUGCAAAAACAAAGAGAUGGUUGGAAGCACAUGCAUUUAGAAAGAAUGCCCUUCUUUUACUUGUCCUUGUUGGCACUUGUAUGGUUAUUGGAGAUGGAAUUCUUACUCCUGCUAUUUCAGUUUUAUCAGCUUCUGGGGGUAUCAAGAUAGACCACCCUAGGAUGAGUAACGAUGUUGUAAUACUAGUUUCUGUUAUCAUACUACUAUUCUUGUUUAGCCUACAACAUUAUGGUCCAGACAAAGUAGGAUGGCUUUUUGCUCCAAUCGUAUUGCUUUGGUUUCUCUUAAUCGGAGGAAUUGGAAUCUUCAACAUCUGCAAACAUGACAAAGGCAUUUUACGCGCUUUUUCACCCGUAUAUAUAUUCCGCUACUUUAAAAGACGUGGUAAAAAUGGUUGGAUUUCCCUCGGUGGAAUCAUGCUCAGCAUCACAGGGACGGAGGCACUUUUUGCAGACCUUGCUCAUUUUCCAGUUUCAGCAAUCCAGCUGGCAUUUACGGUUGUUGUGUUUCCUUGCCUUCUUCUUGCUUAUUGUGGACAAGCAGCCUACCUUAUGAAGAACAAAGAACAUGUGUACGAUGCCUUUUAUCGCUCUAUACCAGAUGGAAUAUAUUGGCCGAUGUUUGUUAUUGCAACUUUGGCUGCUAUUGUUGCGAGUCAAGCUACUAUAUCUGCUACUUUUUCUAUAAUUAAGCAGGCUAAUGCACUCGGCUGCUUUCCUCGAAUCAAAGUUGUUCAUACAUCAAAGAAAUUUUUGGGGCAGAUUUAUGUUCCGGAUAUCAAUUGGAUUCUUAUGGUUCUCUGUAUCGUUGUAACCGUUGGAUUCAAAAAUCAAAGCCAGAUCGGCAAUGCUUAUGGCACCGCAGUUGUCGUGGUCAUGCUCGUAACAACAUUCCUCAUGAUCUUAAUCAUGCUGCUUGUGUGGCGAUGUCAUUGGAUUCUCGUAUUCAUCUUCACCGCACUCUCUCUCAUUGUCGAGUGCACCUACUUUUCAUCUGUACUUUUCAAGAUCAACCAAGGCGGGUGGGUCCCACUCGUGAUCGCGGGAGUAUUCCUUCUCAUCAUGUACAUCUGGCAUUACGGAACCCUUAAAAGAUACGAAUUCGAAAUGCAUAGUAAAAUCUCAAUGGCAUGGAUCCUCGGUCUCGGCCCAAGCCUCGGUCUAGUCCGUGUCCCCGGUGUCGGGCUCGUGUACACCGAGCUCGCAAGUGGGGUCCCGCAUAUUUUCUCACAUUUGGUAACAAAUUUACCCGCGAUCCAUUCGGUGGUUGUGUUUGUCUGCGUGAAAUAUCUCCCGGUUUACACGGUCCCCGAAGACGAACGGUUUCUCGUGAAACGAAUCGGGCCGAAAAAUUUCCAUAUUUUUAGAUGCGUAGCGAGACUUGAAUCGAUGAUGGAAGGUUGCUCGGAUUCCGAUGAGUAUAGUGUGUUUUCCGGUGGCCAGAAAACCGUGUGUUCGCCGGAAAAUGAAACGUGUUCAUCGGUUGGUGACUGUAUCUUGCCGGAAAACAUGGCGGCGGGGAUGUCUUCCGGGAGAGCGAGCAGUCAUACGGAGGUGGAUGAGAUGGAGUUUUUGUUGAGUUGUAGGGCGGCCGGAGUGGUGCAUAUAAUGGGGAACACGGUGGUGACAGCUAGGCGGGGUUCGAGAAAUAGCUAUUCGAGGGUGAUAGAAGAAGGAAGAAGCAUUCAGGCGCACUUUCUCUCUCUAGUCAUGGAAGAAGUAGAAGACGAUGAACGUGAAAAAUGGGAAGUGGACCACCUCAACCCCCGCCGAAUCCGUAUCAUACGCUCUUUCUCUUUCUAUUUAUUCUCUUCUUCCCCCUUUUCGUCUCGUGCCCUAGCAUACCCAUACGCACCCGCAAACCUCUCUCUCUUGAAUCCAUCGACUUCCUGUUGUUCUCCGAUCAAUUCAAAGACCAAACAGGAUCUACUCAAAUUGGCUUUGACCAUUCGUGAGAGCUGCUGGCAAGUUUAUUAG
Molecule: messenger RNA, 3022 nt
Organism: Lactuca saligna
Lineage: Eukaryota; Viridiplantae; Streptophyta; Magnoliopsida; Asterales; Asteraceae
Source: the annotation of a GenBank genome assembly